Messenger RNA from Hibiscus syriacus, 770 nucleotides. Its product is annotated as ras-related protein Rab11C-like. The coding region runs from base 22 to 675 and encodes 217 amino acids. The record is from RefSeq and is a predicted model, not a curated record. Lineage: Eukaryota; Viridiplantae; Streptophyta; Magnoliopsida; Malvales; Malvaceae. Gene Ontology annotation, cellular component: endosome. The transcript is spliced from 2 exons. Gene Ontology annotation, molecular function: GTPase activity; GTP binding.
GAGAGUGAGUAAAGAGUGUAAAUGGCGCAUAGAGUAGAUUCCGAGUAUGAUUACCUUUACAAGAUCGUGUUAAUUGGCGACUCCGGAGUUGGAAAAUCAAAUAUUCUCUCCAGAUUCACCAGAAAUGAGUUUUGUUUGGAUUCUAAAUCAACUAUUGGCGUCGAGUUCGCCACCAGAACUCUCCAGGUGGAGGGGAAGAUUGUGAAGGCACAGAUUUGGGAUACGGCAGGUCAGGAGAGAUAUCGAGCCAUUACUAGUGCUUACUAUAGAGGAGCUGUUGGUGCACUUCUUGUCUACGACAUAACCAAGAGGCAAACCUUUGAUAAUGUUCAAAGGUGGCUGCGUGAAUUGAGGGACCAUGCUGAUUCCAACAUCGUUGUCAUGAUGGCUGGAAAUAAAUCCGACUUGAAUCAUCUCCGAGCGGUUUCUGAGGACGAUGGUCAUGCUUUGGCAGAGAAGGAAGGUCUUUCGUUUCUCGAGACCUCAGCACUUGAAGCAACCAACGUUGAAAAGGCAUUCCAAACUAUAUUGAAUGAGAUCUACCAUGUUACAAGAAAAAAAGCAUUGGCUGCCAAGGAUGCAGUCGCGGCUAACGCCACAGUUCCCGGCCAAGGAACCACCAUUAGUAUCGCUGGUGCAUCAGGAAACACCAAGAAAGGAUGCUGUUCCACAUAAAAGGAUGAUUGGAUAUAUUUGUUGGCAAGCAUGCCUACCCUUUUCUUUAUUAUUUAUUUCUUUUCCCCUGUUUUUUAUUCUUUAUUUAUCCUUUU